UUACAAGGUGAUGGAUUACAAGCUGCGAAUGUUGGGGGUGAAAUCCCAUUUUGAAGAGAUGGAAUCAGGAGACGACAGGUACAUUCAUGUGGUUGACAACGACAUCGACUCUCCAGAAGCAACGGAAGCCGAGGCCGAACAGCAACGACGAGUUCAAGCAUUUUCCGUAGGAUUGGAAGGAGGAGGUGACAGGAAACCUAUAGGGACUGUCAUAUAUAAGAGUAUAUACACCGUAAUUUUGUCAAAGAAAUUCAACGUGCUCAUUCCCUUCGGACCUCUAGCAAUCUUUGUCCAGAAAAAGACUAAUCGAGAAGGCUGGGUAUUUAUUCUUGGUUACUGGGUAUAAUGCCAUUGGCAGAGCGGUUGGGUUAUACCACAGAGUAAGAAUUCAUACAUAAAUCUUUAUUCCCUGUAAAAAUUUCUCUAAAUUUUCAAUAUCAGAGAA
Molecule: messenger RNA, 445 nt
Organism: Hibiscus syriacus
Lineage: Eukaryota; Viridiplantae; Streptophyta; Magnoliopsida; Malvales; Malvaceae
Product: vacuolar cation/proton exchanger 5-like
Exons: 3
Coding region: 11-346 (111 amino acids)
Source: RefSeq, a predicted model, not a curated record